This is a messenger RNA of Aedes aegypti (yellow fever mosquito), 2547 nucleotides long. RefSeq names its product UDP-glucuronosyltransferase 2B15-like. Bases 91 to 1647 code for a protein of 518 amino acids. The record is from RefSeq and is a predicted model, not a curated record. The transcript is spliced from 4 exons. Gene Ontology annotation, molecular function: UDP-glycosyltransferase activity. NCBI's taxonomy places the organism in Eukaryota, Metazoa, Arthropoda, Insecta, Diptera, Culicidae.
AACUUUACUAUCGAUGUUACCUGCUGACAUUGACUCGAACAAAAUCCAGCUACGUACUAGAUAUUACAACAUUCAGUUAAAACAGUCGCCAUGAUCAGAUGGGUUAUUUUAAUUGUGAGCUUUCUGCAGAUAUCAGUACUGAUAGAAGGGGCCAAUAUUUUGUGCUUGACGCCAAUCCCUAGCCCUAGUCAUCACAUAUGGAAUCGAGCAUGGAUGGAAGCUCUGGCAGCGAGGGGACACAACCUGACCAUCGUUUCGGCAGAUAUAGAGCCCCACAGUAGAGAGAACAUGACCUACAUUCACCUGGAAAAAGCAUACUCCUUCCUUACACUGGAUUUGAAUGAAAUGGCAAAUGAAAAUGCUUUCGGCGGUGUUCGCAGUUUGUACGCUUGGGGAAUCGGUAUGUGCAAAGGAGCGCUUCAUUCCGAGGGAAUGAACAUCAUUAUGAACUAUCCGGAUAACUUCAACGUUGACUUGGUGGUGGCCGAUGUUACAUUGGGACCGUGUUUGUUUGGAUUGCUGCAAAAGUUUGGAAAUCCGCCUGUGGUAGGUGUUACCGCGUACAAUAAUCCAUCUUACACGAUAGAUUUUAUCGGAGGUCAUAAACACUACGCGUACGUGCCAUAUGUAAUGCUCAACUACGACCAUGAUAUGAAUUUUCUCCAACGAAUGUACAAUUACAUUGUAUUCCUGUAUGAUGACUACUAUCGCCAUCAUACUUUCUUGCCAACAAUAGAAAAAAUGAUGCGUCAGUACCACAAACAUUCCACCAUCCCAAGUGCAUCAGAAUUGGAGAAAAAAGUGUUCCUGCUGCUGGUUAACCAUCACUACUCUGUUGACUUUGCUGAAUCCGUUCCUCCAAACCAUAUCCCCGUUGGUGGCCUGCAGGUUAUCCCAGCCAAAGCCCUUCCACAGGACAUCCAAUUGUUCAUCGAAGCUGGUUCUAAUGGAGCUGUUCUGUUCUCAUUGGGAACUAAUGUGAUGAGCAGCGGCCUCGGCAAAGAACGGAUUCAUAUGUUUCUAGACGUAUUCAAAGAGUUUGCUCAAUAUAAUUUUCUGUGGAAAUUCGAAACAGAUCUCGAAUUUGCUUUGCCGAAAAAUGUUAUGAUCAAAAGAUUUUUACCGCAGAACGACAUAUUAGCUCAUCCAAAUGUAAAAGCAUUUAUCACACACGGAGGAAUGCUAAGCACCCAUGAGGCAACUUGGCAUGGAGUCCCCAUGGUUGGAAUCCCAUUUAUAUGCGAUCAGUACCGGAAUCUACAUAAAUCUGUACAGGCAGGAGUUGCCAUUAAAUUGGAACAUGAUGCGCUAACAGCUGACAAAGUGAGAGAUGCUCUAAGGGAAAUCCUCGAAAAUCCAUCCUACAGAGACAAUAUGAAAACUCGAUCCUCACUGCUCCGAGAUCAACCCGAACAUCCUCUGAAACGUGCAAUCUGGUGGAUUGAGUGGGCUCUACGACAUCCAAACUGCGAACGCAUUCAAUCGCCAUCCAAAUGGAUGAGCCUUUGGAAAAGUGAACUGUACGAUGUCAAACUAUUCAUGUUAUCAGCUUUUAUUGUCAUGACCUUGUAUGUUAAAUCAUUGCUGACCAAUGCACUAUCUAUGCGCAAAGAAGAUACAGAAGCUAGCAAUAAGAAACGGGAUUGAUGCUAAAAUAAACAACGUGAAAGCACGGCAGCGUCUAACAUUAGGUAUUAUAUCAUACGAUCACACAUCUAUGUACGGAAGCAUCUCUAAUUGGAAACACGUGCUUUCAAACCAAGCGUCAGCUUUCAUCACGUUUGUUUGCAAUUGCAAUUCAUACGUGCAGUGCAAUCUACGAUGACUAUGUAGAUUGUCCGAAUGACUUGCACAUUUUAAUCAGUUGCUGUGUUCAGAGGACAAAUAUACGUCACAAAUCAGUAACAGGCACUUGCACUUCAACCAUGGUUGAUCGUGUUAGAGUCAGAGUAUAUGAGUAGGGCUUCUUUGCGUAAACUUCGCUCAAUAAAGAUCAUGGUUGGACGAUGAAAAACCUUGUUGACGAAAUUCGAAUAAUCUCAUGAAUGAGCAUGAGCAAUGAUGUCCGUACAGUUUUUAGUUCCUACUCCUUGAUUGGCCUAAACAAUCGAAGUUGCACAAAAACAACUAACAGAUAUAAGUUGGGAGUAACUUUCCAUCUUCAAUGUACACUUUCGAAAAACUCCAAACAUUACGAUUCUUACAGUCAUCAAAGCAAGGAAAAGUAAUAAGUGUGACCCAGAUCAACUCUGCAUCUCCACGAUUGUCAUAGGAAGGAGUAUAUAAGUGUGAUCUGCAUUCACCUUGGCAGGUGAUCUGAAGUUGAUCUAAAAGCUACCUAUUAGAAUUUAAAGACAACGUGAGUCUAUACUGCGUCGACACUUUUAGUAUCGAAUCGUGAAAAGUUUUUUUUUUUUGUAAUGAUAAAAAUAGGUAAAAGGAAAUGUAUGUUUUUUAUGUAAUGUAAAACAUAAACAAAAGCUUAGGUCGACACUUUGAGUGACGAAUCAUUCAUAUUUUGUUCAAUAAACACAUAAAUGGUUGAAA